AUGGGAUUCAGUCAAAAAAUACUCAUGGUGGAUGGUGCUGUGCCUUCUAAAUUUCACUGUCAAGAAGAUCGUGCGAAGAAUAAAAUAAAUGUAAGAAAAGAUUUAAAUAUAGACAGUAAGAAAAAGUUUGUUCAGAAAAACUGGGAACAUCUUCAUCAAUAUCAAGAAGUCGAUGGUAUAGAAACACUAGAAAUUAUCCCCCAGACCGAAAGUGAUGCGUUGAUCGAAGUUCAUCCAUGCGAUGAGUACAACAGAGAGAAAGAGAAGGAGGCUCUGCAGACAAGUAAAAAUGAUGCCAUGGAAAUCAUUCAGUUCUCAUACUCUUCGUCCACGGACAGUGCACAGAGCGAAGCAGACGUCUAUGAUGUGAGGACAUGUACGCUCAAAAGGCACGAGUCGAUAGACGAACCGUCUACGUCAGAGAUCUUUGCCCCGAUACAGUACAACGAUUUGGACACCGUAAAGGCACUGGACUUGGACGAUGAAUUAGAAUCAGUAAUCAGUAAUUUAGAACGAGAGGGACGAAUUAAGAAGCCACUGCAGGAGAAUACUGAAAUUCUACCUGGGAUAAGGCGACACGAGGAGAUCAUAGAACAGCAUAAGUGUGACGCGAUCAUAGCCAACGUGUACCACUUCCUGAAGCAAGAGUACGAGAUGCUGAAGCGUCUAUUGAAAAUAAAGUAUGACGUGGGCGGUCUGUCGAACAUCCUCCAGCGAACUGCAGCCGCCACUAACGUCUCAAAACGAACCGUCAUUAGCGCGCUGCAAGCUCACAAAAUUAACACGGCCAUCAGCUUUGAUCACAUCUACGAACGAGAGUACUCCAGAUUAAAUUUAAUUCUCAGAAAGGCUAUGAUGGCCACCAAGGCACGACGUUUGGGCAGAAGGGGUAGAAAAAACAAACGGCUUUUAAACAAACAAACGGAUGAUGAGAGUGAUGGCGUGAGACCUCCCAAACGAAGAUUAACUGCCACUAGCGUUGGAUCUACAUCCAGUAAUGAAAAACAAUUACCGUUAAAUGCUGUGUACAGUUACAAUACACAAAGAACGAUUGACAUAAGCCAAGCAAACAACAACAACGGCGCAAACAACAACAACGGGAUAAACAACAACGAAGAUGAUGAUGGAAUUGAUGGCGAGUGGUUGACACCUCCCAAAGAACUGAAGACGAAAAACAUCUUUCGGACAGCAUCCGAUGAUCAACAAGUUCCGUUCCCGUCCCCUAUACAGUUCAGACUGCCAGGGCUGAUGGCAGAGUAUAAGAGCGAAAUGGCUGAUGAAUACCCAUCGAUGCUAGAAUAUGAUCCACUUGAGACAGAGUCAAGCUCAAUAGCUCUGGAGGAGCCAUCUUACCCACCUGAUGCGGCUCAGGUUGAGGUGAAGUUAAAACCUGCGAACGGGGAGUCAAGCUCUACAGCUCUGGAGGUGCUAUCUGACCCACCUGAGGGAGCUCAGGUUGAAGUGAAGUUAGAACCUGUGGACGAGGAAGCGGAUAUCUGUACAGAUUAUUCGGUGUGUGACAUGACGCCCCUCGACAUCAAACCUGAACCACCUUCCGAAUGA
Molecule: messenger RNA, 1563 nt
Organism: Arctia plantaginis
Lineage: Eukaryota; Metazoa; Arthropoda; Insecta; Lepidoptera; Erebidae
Source: the annotation of a GenBank genome assembly